Messenger RNA from Colletotrichum gloeosporioides, 546 nucleotides. RefSeq lists its product as uncharacterized. NCBI's taxonomy places the organism in Eukaryota, Fungi, Ascomycota, Sordariomycetes, Glomerellales, Glomerellaceae. The record is from RefSeq and is a predicted model, not a curated record. The transcript has 2 exons. The annotation marks the transcript as partial.
CAUUCCAUCUUCGAUGUGUCUCUACACAUCGAGCAACAUCCCCGAUCAUCAUUGAAUGGUUUCUGGCGGCAUGCCAAUGGUCCACAUCCUGCGUGUAUAAAACUGUUCUGGCUACUUCGACUAACACCGUCUCCCGCAGUGACUCGUUCUCACAAGUACAACGACCGUGACCACGCCGCCCUGGCUGACGGCACUGCUUCUCCCCAAGAGCACCUGCCUCGCUAUUUUGCGAAGCAUGGUCACGAGGGUGUCGACCCCAAGAAGGUGAAGAAGAACGGCGGCGGCAGAAGUAACUGGGGCAAUGCCGGCGAGGAAGUCGUCGAUGAGGACUUCCGUUUCACCAACGCGCGGCGUCGCACCAACAGCAGCGGCUACGCUGACAACCUGUCGGCCUUCAAAACCAAGUUCGACGUCAACGAGCCUGAGCCCGUCUUCGAGGAGUCCAUCCACGGCCCCAACGAGGAGGAUGGCGAGGACCUGACCAAGACGGAGACCUCCGAGAGUGGCGGUUCCUCCUACGGUGACGAGAAGAUCACCAAGCACUGA